Messenger RNA from Trichomonas vaginalis G3, 1074 nucleotides. RefSeq names its product m7G(5')pppN diphosphatase protein. Bases 1 to 1074 code for a protein of 357 amino acids. Gene Ontology annotation, biological process: deadenylation-dependent decapping of nuclear-transcribed mRNA. Gene Ontology annotation, molecular function: manganese ion binding; RNA binding; hydrolase activity. The transcript has a single exon. Gene Ontology annotation, cellular component: cytoplasm. The record is from RefSeq and is a predicted model, not a curated record. NCBI's taxonomy places the organism in Eukaryota, Parabasalia, Trichomonadida, Trichomonadidae.
AUGGAAAAUGCAUCGCUAAGUCGCGGAAAAAGAAGCUCCGGAUUCAAAAGGGGGAGAAGUAGAGGUGGUUAUCCUAACAAAGGGAAUUCAGAAAGAAAAGACAAAAACGAAGAACAUUUACUAACAUUAACACAUGACCAAGCCGAAGAAUUGAUAGUAAAGUUUAUUAUAAAUGAACCAAUAAAUACUAUUAUUGAUUUGUAUCAUUUACUUCGGAAAGCAUUUCAUUAUCAUUUGGCCAAAAACGUUAAAUAUCAUAAAGGACUUCCAAGUCAAUUAAUAAUGAAAUUUGGUGCUGUUUUAUUGCGUCAUUAUCCUGAUUUUGAAGAUAUUAUACCACAAUUUCCAGAAUUUGAAAGACUUAUUAACCUCAGGAACAAAACGCAACCUUGCGCAGGUGCAGUUAUUUUUAAUCCAUCUUUCACAAAAGUUUUGUGUGUAAGCCAUGCUUUUAUGCCAAAACAGUUUUCUUUUCCAAAAGGAAAGUUCGAAGAAGGUGAAACAGAUGCCAAAUCCGUAGCCAUAAGAGAAUGCAGAGAGGAAACUAAUAUAGACAUAUCUGAUUUUAUUUUAGAAGAAGAUUCUUUUGUUUAUCAUAGAUCAAAAGGUAGAUCAGAUGUUAAGAUGUUUUUUGCAGUUAAUGUUCCAGAAACUAUUGAAAUCAGUGAGAUUCCAGAUGAAAUUGCUUUCAUUGAUUGGGUUGAUGUUAAAACACUAAAAACAAACAAAAAACUAAGAUGGUUUCCAGAUCCGCAGGCUGAGCUCAUUUUAAAGAAUCAAAUCCCUGCUUUUAUUAAAAAAAUUAAAACCAAAUCAGAAUCUUGUGCAAAAGAAGCUUCAGAAGAAGUAGAAACCAAAUACAUAGAAGCUUCAGAAGAAAAAGAAGAAGAAGUAGAAACCAAAUACAUAGAAGCUUCAGAAGAAAAAGGAAAAGAAAAAGAAACCAAAUACAUAGAAGCUUCAGAAGAAAAAGAAGAAGAAAAAGAAACCAAAUACAUAGAAGCUUUAGAAGAAAAAGAAGAAGAAAAAGAAACCAAAUACAUAGAAGCUUCAGAAGAAAAAUCAUCCAAGUAG